Messenger RNA from Rodentolepis nana, 510 nucleotides. The record is from the annotation of a GenBank genome assembly. Lineage: Eukaryota; Metazoa; Platyhelminthes; Cestoda; Cyclophyllidea; Hymenolepididae.
AUGGUUGAACAUCUUAGUCAAGUGCAGUCAAGUGCAUCGGUUAUUGCGUCGAUCAACGACCAAUCGAUCUCUGCAUCUGGUAAAUCAUCUGAGCUGGGUCAGGACGACGCACCUGAGUUGGAUCAGGCUGCCACCAAACGCCGUAAGAGAAAUCGCCAAAAAGAGAACAAAAAGACUCAACAACUGGAGGAACUUAAGUUCCCGAUUGGCAUGGAGAAUGGAGAUCAUUCUGAGACCUUACCUGCGCAACCCAUGGACGUGAAUGCGGAAAAUUCUUGCGAACAAAUUCAAAACACUUCAGGACAGCAUAAAAGGAGAAACCGAAAACGAAGUAAGCAUGCCAAACAACAGGACGAAGCAAAUGGAGCGAUUUCUGCAGGGAACAAUGAAGUGUCAAAUUCACUAUCUACGCAGCCAUAUAAAUUACUUUGGAGCGAAUUGAGUGCGGUUGACUUACAGCUGAAUCAAAGAACCCGCGAAGUAUCGAAAAAACUGUGUAAAAAGAAGUAG